AUGAGCCAUUUACAAAGACAAGAGUGUAGUAAUAACAAAUGCUCAUCAGAGUAUAAAAAGUUAAGUAAGAAACAACCAUGCUGGGGUUAUGAGAAACAUUGCCGAAAACGAAAUUAUUACUCUUAUCCAAUAUGCCCUGAGGAUUCACGCGGUUGGGAGCAUACCAAAGAGAAACAAAUUGAUAAAUUUUGGCGUUCUGCUGAUUUUGGUAUGAUACGUGAAUUUCGCGAUGAAAUGAUGCACUUAUGUAAAGCUGACGAAGAAGGCGAUUCAACCUUAGAUUGUAAUCAACAUAUGAGAUAUUGUCGAGCAACCAAUCUAUACAUGAAUUUAAAAAAUUCUCGAAUGGCUGAUAGUCGUGAACGAUUUCGAACCGAUGUAUUUAAAAAAGGAGAAAUUGGUGGCCAUUGCCAAUUGGAUGGCCAACGCUUAAAAAAUAGCGAUAAACAAAAAGGUGAAUUACAAUCAUGGCAUUCAGAAUUACGCCCUUUCACAUCGUUAAAAUUCAAACCCGUCAUAGAUCGACAUCACUGCGAUGUUAUUGUCGAGCGUCCAACUUAUUUCAUGAAGUUAGAUGCUGGUAUCAAUAUGUUUCAUCAUUUUUGCGAUUUUGUCAACCUCUACGUAACUCAACAUGUCAAUGGCUCUUUUACCACCGAUAUCAACAUCGUCAUGUGGGAUACUAGUUCUAUGAAUUAUGGUGAUUUUUUCACAUUAACAUGGAAAGCGUUUUCUCGACAUCCUGUCAAGCGAUUAUCUGAUUACGACAAUAAGAGGGUUUGCUUUAAAGAUGCUAUUUUUACUCUACCCCCGCGAAUGUUUUAUGGAUUAUAUUAUAAUAUGCCAUUGAUUCCUGGAUGCUAUAAUAGUGGUUUGAUGAAAGCUUUCUCUGAGCAUGUUGUACAUAGAUUGAAUAUUACCACAAAACCUUACGAUCCAAACCGAUAUAGAAUCACACUACUGUCACGUAGUACCAAAUAUCGUAGAAUUCUUAACGAGGAUAAACUGAUAGGAGCGCUAAAGACCAUUUGGAAUUACGAUGUUACACGUGUUGACUAUACCUAUCAGAUGCCUUUUGAAAAGCAAUUAGAAAUUACUCACAAUUCAGACAUUUUUAUUGGUAUGCAUGGCUCCGGACUAACACAUAUGCUAUUCCAACCUCAUUGGGGUGUAGCAUUCGAGUUGUACAACUGUGAAGAUGAGGGAUGCUACUAUGACCUUGCAAGAUUGAGAGGUGUAAAAUAUUUAACUUGGGAGAAAAAGAAAUAUUUAAUUCAGCAAGAUGAGGGCCAUCAUCCAACACUUGGAGCUCAUGCUAAAUUUACAAACUAUGCGUUUAAUAUUGGUGAAUUUUUAAGAAUGAUUGAAAAAGGCGUUAAGCAUGUUGCUGCAAAUAGGCCAAAAAUUAGCGCGGACAACUCUGUGGAAGAUUCCUCAAUCAAAACUGAAUUAUAA
Trichoplax adhaerens is the source of this 1455-nucleotide messenger RNA. RefSeq lists its product as uncharacterized. The record is from RefSeq and is a predicted model, not a curated record. Gene Ontology annotation, cellular component: endoplasmic reticulum lumen. The coding region runs from base 1 to 1455 and encodes 484 amino acids. Gene Ontology annotation, molecular function: protein N-acetylglucosaminyltransferase activity. NCBI's taxonomy places the organism in Eukaryota, Metazoa, Placozoa, Uniplacotomia, Trichoplacea, Trichoplacidae. The transcript is spliced from 4 exons.